AUGCGCGGUGUAACUUCCAACACCAAGUUCCUGGACAUUCAGUUUCUGACAGAAGAAGAUGUCGAUGAAACGAUUGUGCUGAAGGUCGACAGCAAGAGGCUAGCAAACAUCCGGUCGGGGCUGGAGACCACGUACACAUCCCUUCCCAAAACGGAUGGCCACUUGGCACAACAAACGCUGCGCUACGUCUUGCACCGCUACUUUUUGAACCAACACGGAUGGUUAAUCAAGGGCCUUGAGCCGCAGAACACGUCGUGGACACAUCAGACCCAGCGGAUCCAGAAGGACUGGUCGAGUUGGCUCCCGUCCUACCUCCAAAAGCACUUCGAGGCGCAGAUGCAGCGGGGCACGGAACUCUCGGCUCUUGCAGAGAUGGUGGCCAUCAUAGAGGACUUGGUGCACAAGGAGGCGGAGCGCCAACUGCAGGAAAUCUACGAAGCGAUGGGAAAGAGUGCGGAGACCGUACUUGAUCGCUCGGCCGCCCUCGAGGUGAUCGACAUGUACGCCCUGGUGUUUCUCGUUGCUCGGAACAUCUCUGUGGCAGACCCGGUGAAGAAUCGCAAAAGGUUGUUGGGCUUCCGGAAGAAGUACCACGGCUUUGAAGAGAUGCAUAGGUGGUUGGAGGGCUUGGUGGAGGAGCACUUGGCGAACAGUGAUAGCGAUUCCGGUGUGGAUAUCGGACGCCUCAAAGAGGUGGUGUGGGAGGUUGGCGACCGAUACCCAGAGUUCAACGACCAGGAAUGUCAGCAACUCAAGCGGACUUUGAUGGACAUGGAGGGGGGAAGCCGCAAAGCUGGGCGGAUUCCCCUUGCGGACUUCUACAACAAGUCCAACCACAACCAUUGGAGGUUCACUGAGAGCCCGGAGUAUCUCCGAGACCUUGGAGCCCUGGACGAGACGGACCCUCAACGGCCGCAUGUGUUGCUGGCAAACUACCUGAGCAGCUUCAACAAUUGCCUUCGAGCCACGAGCCUCUAUGCAGUCUGCUGCCGCAACCCCUGUGAGGGGUUGAUGGCGUCUCUCGAAAGAGAGGUCGGUGCACCCUAUGCGACCCCGGACCAGCUCGCUGCGUUGGUGGCGAACCUGUCCACUGACACUAUGGCCAAGCGCUCGAGCCCCGAGAAGUUUGAGGCAAAGCUCCUGGAGCGCUUGCGCUCCAUCGGAAACGACGAGGGCCAGGUGCCACUGCACGGACGUCUCUUUGCUCAGUGGAUGCACCAUGCCUUUCCCCGUGAGUGCCCAUAUCCGCAUGCUGCUGGCACGACGAAUCCGCAGACGCCCGACGAAUGGAUGAAGGCAAUGGGCAAAAGCACUGCCAUAUCUGAGGAGCAGAAGCAGGAGAUUGUUGCGGCCUACUGCCCUUCGGAUCCGGAAGCUCACAAGGCAUCGAAGGAGUGCCACGCCGAGACGGCGGAGCUUCCUUGGAGUGAUCGGGAGGAGCUGCUGGCAGUCCACGCCAGCGCUGCGGCGACCGUGCACGGGGAGACGAAGACGAAGGAAGCUGACUGCUUCGGCUGGUUUUGUUUGGCGCGACGCCUCGUUCCAGGCUUGGCGAUCCUACUCUGGCACCGCAAACUAGCAAAGCUGCGACAUGGCCUUCUCCUCGGCUUCUUGUCCUGGAUCGGCAUUGCUUUGGAGCUGGUCGACUUCCGUGUUGUGGUGGCAUCGGGCCUUCUGUACCUGCUCUGGCAGAAGGCCACCAGUUCCCUUGUGGACAAGAUAGAGACGAAGACUGAGAAGUGCGAGGUGUAG
Symbiodinium sp. CCMP2592 is the source of this 1752-nucleotide messenger RNA. The record is from the annotation of a GenBank genome assembly. NCBI's taxonomy places the organism in Eukaryota, Dinophyceae, Suessiales, Symbiodiniaceae.